This is a messenger RNA of Clonostachys rhizophaga, 711 nucleotides long. Lineage: Eukaryota; Fungi; Ascomycota; Sordariomycetes; Hypocreales; Bionectriaceae. The record is from the annotation of a GenBank genome assembly.
AUGGCAAUCCCCAAAUCUGUCCCUGCCACAAUGAAGGCUGUCCUUCUCACUGGCAUCGGCGGAACUGAGAAGCUCCAGUACAUUGGCUCGCAGCCUACACCUAAACCCACCGAUGGCCAACUACUAGUAGGAGACAGAGUGGUCUGGGCAGGCCAAGCCGGAUAUGCUGAGUUCACCAUUGCCCCUGCUGUGCGGGCAAUCCGAGUCCCUCCAGAAAUUCCCGACAAGGACGCCCUUGGGAGCCACCUGGCCGGCAUGACCGCUCUCAGUCUCGUCAAAGAAGCAUUCCCGGCCUCAGCUUCUGAUGGGCCUGGAUGGGUCCAAAAAGUGAUGCAACUCACCGAUAAUCAAGGCGUUGACGCGGUCUAUGACAGCGUCGGAAGAGACACCUGGAAAGGCAGCAUCGAAGUCACGAAGCGGAAAGGCAAGGCAAGGUUGUAUUUUACGGAAGUGCAAGUGAGCGGGCCAGUUCCUCCUUUGGAUCUUUCCUUGAUCCGUGCCAAAAAUCUGUCGGUUAUCCAGCCAACGCUGCCCAUGUAUAUUGCUACAAGGAAGGAGUUGGAGUUUUACGCUCAUGGGGUGUUUGAUUUACUGAAACAAGGCAAGCUCAAAGUGAAGACUACGAGACUUUAUAGUUUAGAAGAGGUUGCACAGGCACACAAAGACAUGAAGGCCAGGGUCACGAACGGAAAGCUCUUACUCAAGCUGUAG